AUGUGCGCCGCGAUAGAUAUGCUCGCGUCCGAGCAAAUGUUCUACAGUAGGAGUCCGCCCGCCGGUUUCCUAACUGACUACACACCGCAAGUUAGACGGCCUACUAAAUUAUCCACUAGAGGCUACUCAGCGCCGUGUCUUUCCCUUCUAAAGCCGGUUCAGUUGACUUUAAAGGCGGCUCCGAGAUCGUGCAUACGUUUAUCAAGUGAUAAGAAGAAUAAGAAAGUGGUUUUCGCUGAUGACAGAGGGUAUGCGUUGGAGCAGGUCAAGUUUAUGACGGAACCGUCUCACGUACCUCCAUAUUGGGCGUUAAAAAUCGUGUCAAGUCCGCCGUCGGAAAGAAAGGCGUCUCCUAAAGCGAUUGUGGAUCUAUGGGAGCCGAGGUUCCCUCAACCGGCGUCCAAUUAUUUAGAAUUCAGACGCUCGAUAACUGAGAAUUGUAUUUCGUUGGAGAAUGUCAUUAUAAAGCAGAAUGAGUGUGCUGUGGACGGUACAGUUAAAGUGAAGAACUUGGAUUUCAAUAAAGAAGUAUUCGUCAGAUCGACCUUGGACGGCUGGAGCUCGCAUGAGGACACGUACUGUGAGUUUGUGGAGUCAGGACCUGCUAAUCAGAGCGGUAUUUCAAGCUACGAUACAUUCGGCUUCAGAUUACAAUUACCAAUACACUCCAGACGCCUGGAUUUCUGUGUGUGCUACCGCUGCAAAGGCUGCGAGUACUGGGACAAUAAUAACGGCUCGAAUUACACUAUAGAGAAAUCGUCAGUGAAAAAAAUGCCAGCCAUCGCGUGUGCCAGGAUCAAUUAUGGCAAUUCUUGGACGGAUCGCGCCAGCCACAACGGGAACACUCCGUAUUGGUGA
This is a messenger RNA of Danaus chrysippus (African queen), 858 nucleotides long. The record is from the annotation of a GenBank genome assembly. NCBI's taxonomy places the organism in Eukaryota, Metazoa, Arthropoda, Insecta, Lepidoptera, Nymphalidae.